CCGCACAAGUGGAUGCUGGUGAACUUUGACUGCAGUGCCAUGUGGCUGAAGGAACCGUACUGGAUUGUGAACGCGUUGAACGUUGAUCCACUCUAUUUAAAGCACGACAUGCAGGGUUCAGCACCGGACUAUUGCAACUGGCAGAUUCCGCUCGGUCGUCGUUUCCGCGCGCUCAAGCUGUGGUUCGUGCUGCGACUGUACGGUGUGGACAACCUGCAGGCUCACAUCCGGCGUCACUGCGGGUUCGCGAAACAGUUCGAAGCGCUAUGCUGUGCGGAUGAGCGUUUCGAGAUUUUUGGCGAGGUACAAAUGGGUCUCGUUUGCUUCAAGCUGAAGGGCUCGAACGAGCUGAAUGAGGCACUGUUGAAGCGCAUCAAUGGUCGCGGUAACAUUCAUCUGGUCCCGGCCAAGGUUAACGAUGUGUACUUCCUGCGUAUGGCAGUGUGUUCGCGCUUCACUGAGACGUCUGACAUCGACUACUCGUGGAAGGAGGUUUCGGCAGCCGCUGAUGAGCUGAAGCAAAAGAAGUUCAUGCUGUUCAAUAAGUUCGAAUACACUUUCAAAAUGUGUUUAAAAAAUAAUAAAACAAGAUAGAAUUUUUCAAGUCAA
Messenger RNA from Anopheles funestus (African malaria mosquito), 609 nucleotides. RefSeq names its product aromatic-L-amino-acid decarboxylase-like. The record is from RefSeq and is a predicted model, not a curated record. The coding region runs from base 13 to 594 and encodes 193 amino acids. Gene Ontology annotation, biological process: carboxylic acid metabolic process; serotonin biosynthetic process; catecholamine metabolic process. Lineage: Eukaryota; Metazoa; Arthropoda; Insecta; Diptera; Culicidae. Gene Ontology annotation, molecular function: aromatic-L-amino-acid decarboxylase activity; pyridoxal phosphate binding. The transcript has a single exon.